AUGGCGCCCUCGCAGGAGGACUUCGAUUCUCUAAAGGAUGAGAAGGAGAAGCUGGAGGCCGCACUGAAGCAGGAGCAGGAGAAGCGCCUCGCAGAGCAGCAGAGGCUCAAGGAGAGGACGCGGGAGACGUUCCAAAAGCUGAAAGAUGAUUGCAAUGCGAAGGUGCUCGCGCUCAACCAAGAGCUCGAGAAAGCCAAGGCCGACUCCAACGGCUCGCCAGAUGUGAGCGCCCUUCAGACAGAGCUGGACGCGGCUAAAGCUCAGGUGGCAGAGGUUGCUGACUUGCGCGCAGAGCUUUCCAACUUGAAGGCGGCGGCAGCUCAAGCCCAAGCUGCCUCCGAGCAACUUCAGCUAGAAAUUGAGGGGCUGAAGACAGAAGCGGCGGAGGUGCCGACACUGAAAGCUGAGCUUACGCACAUGGAGGCACAGCGGACAGCUGCCCUCCAAGAUGCCGCCGGGGCAUCCGCAGAGCUGCAGCAGCAAGUGGAGAACCUGAAAGCUGAAGCCGCGCAGGUGCCGGAGUUGCGCAGCAAAGUGGCCGAGUUUGAGGCCGGGCAGGAGUCUGCCAGCCGCGAAGUCGAAAGACUCACGGCGGAAGCAGCGGAGGCGUCAGCGCUGAAGGCACAGAUCGCGGAAAUGGAGGUGCAGCGCGCGGCUGCAAUCCAGGACGCUGCGGGCGCGUCUGCAGAGGUUGAGCAGGAGAUUGAGAAGCUAAAAGCGGAAGUUGCGCAGGUGCCAGAGUUGCGGAGCAAGCUCGCAGAGCUGGAGGCGAAGGAAGAGGCCUCCCUGCAAGUGCAAGCAUCCGCCGAGCAGCUGCAGCACGAAGUCGAGAGACUGAAGGCGGAAGUGGCAGAGGUGGCAGGAUUGCGAGCACAGAUCGCAGACAUGGAGGCACAGCGGACAGCUGCCCUCCAAGAUGCCGCCGGGGCAUCCGCAGAGCUGCAGCAGCAAGUGGAGAACCUGAAAGCUGAAGCCGCGCAGGUGCCGGAGUUGCGCAGCAAACUGGCCGAGUUUGAGGCCGGGCAGGAGUCUGCCAGCCGCGAAGUCGAAAGACUCACGGCGGAAGCAGCGGAGGCGUCAGCGCUGAAGGCACAGAUCGCGGAAAUGGAGGUGCAGCGCGCGGCUGCAAUCCAGGACGCUGCGGGCGCGUCUGCAGAGGUUGAGCAGGAGAUUGAGAAGCUAAAAGCGGAAGUUGCGCAGGUGCCAGAGUUGCGGAGCAAGCUCGCAGAGCUGGAGGCGAAGGAAGAGGCCUCCCUGCAAGUGCAAGCAUCCGCCGAGCAGCUGCAGCACGAAGUCGAGAGACUGAAGGCGGAAGUGGCAGAGGUGGCAGGAUUGCGAGCACAGAUCGCAGACAUGGAGGCACAGCGGACAGCUGCCCUCCAAGAUGCCGCCGGGGCAUCCGCAGAGCUGCAGCAGCAAGUGGAGAACCUGAAAGCUGAAGCCGCGCAGGUGCCGGAGUUGCGCAGCAAACUGGCCGAGUUUGAGGCCGGGCAGGAGUCUGCCAGCCGCGAAGUCGAAAGACUCACGGCGGAAGCAGCGGAGGCGUCAGCGCUGAAAGCACAGAUCGCGGAAAUGGAGGUGCAGCGUGCGGCUGCAAUCCAGGACGCUGCGGGCGCGUCUGCAGAGGUUGAGCAGGAGAUUGAGAAGCUAAAAGCGGAAGUUGCGCAGGUGCCAGAGUUGCGGAGCAAGCUCGCAGAGCUGGCGAAGGAAGAGGCCUCCCUGCAAGUGCAAGCAUCCGCCGAGCAGCUGCAGCACGAAGUCGAGAGACUGAAGGCGGAAGUGGCAGAGGUGGCAGGAUUGCGAGCACAGAUCGCAGACAUGGAGGCACAGCGGACAGCUGCCCUCCAAGAUGCCGCCGGGGCAUCCGCAGAGCUGCAGCAGCAAGUGGAGAACCUGAAAGCUGAAGCCGCGCAGGCAGCCAAGAGGGUGCCGGAGUUGCGCAGCAAACUGGCCGAGUUUGAGGCCGGGCAGGAGUCUGCCAGCCGCGAAGUCGAAAGACUCACGGCGGAAGCAGCGGAGGCAUCAGCGCUGAAGGCACAGAUCGCGGAAAUGGAGGUGCAGCGCGCGGCUGCAAUCCAGGACGCUGCUGGCGCGUCUGCAGAGGUUGAGCAGGAGAUUGAGAAGCUAAAAGCGGAAGUUGCGCAGGUGCCAGAGUUGCGGAGCAAGCUCGCAGAGCUGGAGGCGAAGGAAGAGGCCUCCCUGCAAGUGCAAGCAUCCGCCGAGCAGCUGCAGCACGAAGUCGAGAGACUGAAGGCGGAAGUGGCAGAGGUGGCAGGAUUGCGAGCACAGAUCGCAGACAUGGAGGCACAGCGGACAGCUGCCCUCCAAGAUGCCGCCGGGGCAUCCGCAGAGCUGCAGCAGCAAGUGGAGAACCUGAAAGCUGAAGCCGCGCAGGUGCCGGAGUUGCGCAGCAAACUGGCCGAGUUUGAGGCCGGGCAGGAGUCUGCCAGCCGCGAAGUCGAAAGACUCACGGCGGAAGCAGCGGAGGUGCCAGCAUUGAAGUCCCGAAUGGCUGACAUGGAGGUUGCAGCGGAAGAGGCCCAGAAGGAGAUGCAGAGCCUUCGCCCGGAAGCUGCCCAGGUGCCGAUGCUGAGGGCGCAAGUCAUCGACUUACAGGCCGCUGCAACACAGCAGCAGCAGGAAAUGGUGCAGCUGACCGAGAAGGCUGAGGCGCAACGAGCCAGCAUCGCGGAGAUGGAGGUUCGCGCGCGGCAGCGUGACGAGGAGCUGGCCCACAGCCAGGCUGAGGUGGCAGCACUCAAGAGCCAAGUUGCCGAGCGAGAGGCAGCUCUCGAAGCUACGAACCAGAGCAGCGCUCAGGCCGUCAAAAGGCAGAAAGAGGCCGAGCGCCUGAGAUCUGCGGAGGCCGCCGCCUGGCAGCAGGCCGAAAAGGCGCUUGAAGGAGUCAAGGCGGAGAAGGAGAGCUUGCAAAGGCAAGUUGAGAAGCUGAAGACCGAAGCGGCUUCAAGACAAGCAGGUGCCGAGGCAGAGCAAAGCUCCUCCGAACAGCUCCGGUCGGAGCUCCAGUCCCUGCGCCAAGAGCUCAGCUCCGCCAGAGAGGCUCGCGGAGCCGAGGCACAGCGAGCUGCUGCUGCCGAGGCUGCCGCGAAGGCACACCACGGCGAGGCACAGCGCCUCGCUGCCGAACUUGCAGAGGUUCCGAAGCUGAAGGCGCAGGUUGCCGAGUUGGAGGCAGGCCUGGAGCUGGCUCGCGAGGCUGCGCUUCAGGCUGAUGCAGAAGCAGCCAAGUCAAAGUCACGGCCGCAGGCUGACACAGGAGGUGUCGGCGACCUGGGCAGCGCAGCAGCUGAAAAGCUGUUGGCCAGUCGCGUGGCUGAGCUAGAGGCGCAGCUUGCGGAAGCACAGCGCAGCUCUGCAGAUGCCCGCGAGGCUUCCGAAGCCAUGGACGGCUUUGCCACGCGAGCCCGCGUGCGGGACUUGGAAGCCCAGCUGGCGCGUGCCGAAGAAAAUGCUGCCAGCCUGAAGGAAGCAGCCAGCCGUGCUGCAGAAAGGUUGCAAGAGCAAGCUGUCAAGGAACGGCAGCUGGAACGACAGCUGGCAGACUCACUUGGCAGCUCUUGGCCGCUUCGAUCCGUGAUCGGCGCGGUGGAGGGUGUUUCCAGCACUGUGCGGGCAGCAACUGGGCGCUGCAUGCGGCCGAAUCGCGGCUACGAGCCAACGCCUUCGAUCUGA
This is a messenger RNA of Symbiodinium sp. CCMP2592, 3693 nucleotides long. The record is from the annotation of a GenBank genome assembly. Lineage: Eukaryota; Dinophyceae; Suessiales; Symbiodiniaceae.